This is a messenger RNA of Triplophysa rosa, 986 nucleotides long. RefSeq names its product small nuclear ribonucleoprotein polypeptide A (gene snrpa). NCBI's taxonomy places the organism in Eukaryota, Metazoa, Chordata, Actinopteri, Cypriniformes, Nemacheilidae. The record is from RefSeq and is a predicted model, not a curated record. Bases 95 to 937 code for a protein of 280 amino acids. Gene Ontology annotation, molecular function: U1 snRNA binding. Gene Ontology annotation, biological process: mRNA splicing, via spliceosome. Gene Ontology annotation, cellular component: U1 snRNP. The transcript is spliced from 7 exons.
AGAGAGGCGUGUUUUUAAGGCGGAAGUUGUGUGCUUUUAAUAUUCCGUGUGCGUUAAUUCAUGUUUGCAGUCGACCGCCUUUCUUUGAAUAAUCAUGGCUGGCCAGGAGAUGCGUCUCAACCACACCAUUUACAUCAACAACUUGAAUGAAAAGAUCAAAAAAGAUGAACUGAAGAAGUCGCUGUAUGCUAUAUUCUCACAGUUUGGUCAAAUCCUGGACAUCCUUGUUUCUCGUACACUGAAAAUGAGGGGUCAGGCCUUUGUGAUAUUUAAAGAGAUAAACAGUGCUUCUAGUGCUCUCCGGUCUAUGCAAGGCUUCCCAUUUUACGACAAACCCAUGCGCAUUCAGUAUUCAAAGCUGGACUCUGACAUUAUUGCCAAGAUGAAGGGUACGUAUGUUGAGCGAGACCGUAAGAAGGAAAAGAAAAAGCCCAAAGCCCCAGAGACAUCUUCUGGAAAGAAAAAUGCUGCUGCCACAACUGCCAUGGCUGGAGUACCAGCAGCUAUGCCUGGAAUGCAACCCAUGAGCCAAGCCCCUCGCAUGAUGCCAAUGCCCGGCCAGCCUCCUUACAUGCCUCCCCCUGGUAUGAUGCCGCCACCUGGCAUGGCACCUGGACAAAUGCCUCCAGGUGCAAUGGCACCAGGCCAGAUGAUGCCUGGGCAAAUGCCCGGCCAGAUGUCACAACAGGUUUCAGAAAACCCUCCCAAUCACAUCUUGUUUCUCACCAAUCUUCCAGAGGAGACCAACGAACUUAUGCUGUCCAUGCUUUUCAACCAGUUCCCUGGGUUCAAAGAAGUUCGGCUCGUCCCUGGUCGCCACGAUAUCGCCUUUGUGGAGUUUGAUAAUGAUGUGCAGGCCGGUGCAGCCAGAGAAGCUUUGCAAGGCUUUAAGAUCACACAAAGCAAUGCUAUGAAAAUAUCUUUUGCAAAGAAAUAAGCCAUGUGUGCAAAAAUACUCACUCAUACAUGCAAACAAUUUGAAAAAU